Messenger RNA from Musa acuminata AAA Group (dessert banana), 4375 nucleotides. RefSeq names its product putative pentatricopeptide repeat-containing protein At3g13770, mitochondrial. Bases 353 to 2266 code for a protein of 637 amino acids. The record is from RefSeq and is a predicted model, not a curated record. The transcript has 4 exons. Gene Ontology annotation, biological process: RNA modification. Gene Ontology annotation, molecular function: RNA binding; protein binding; zinc ion binding. Lineage: Eukaryota; Viridiplantae; Streptophyta; Magnoliopsida; Zingiberales; Musaceae. Gene Ontology annotation, cellular component: intracellular membrane-bounded organelle.
AUUAUAUGACUCACAUUAUGGACAUUUUUCACACCGAUCGUAGCUCAAGCCAACUAUAACCCAAAGUCAACCAUCGCAUCGCAUCACAAGUGGUCCUGACUGUGAUCAUGCCUCGUGCGGUUGACUUGGUCUUCGCUGACACGGCAAGACAAGUCAACGCCAGGAUCAUCGUAACCACAUUUAACAGGAUAGAAGGGUAUUCUCGUACCUUCCCACCAUCAUAUCCGUCCAAAAUGCUUUAGGAUUUGCGUACGGAUCUGGUUUCGGCGAUCAGCGCACAUGUACGAUAAAUAUACACUUCAGCCCGUUCUAUGUUUGUAUUUUCAUUUCGAGCACUUCCCGUUUCUUCUAAAUGCACGGCCGAAGCCGCGUUUUCCUGCUCCGCCGUAUCCACUUCAAAGACAGCGACCGCCCUCGCCAACUCUCCUGCCAAACGAGCCCGUCGCCGCUCCCGCCAGAUUCAAACCUCAAACCCCUCUGCCUCCAAGGUCGACUCCACGAGGCGCUGUCGGGAAUGGCUACGCUCGGCACCGAGGUCAGGUUCCACGGGUACGACGCCCUCCUGACCGCGUGCAUCGACCGAAGGGCCUUCCUAGAGGGCCAAUUGGUCCACGCCCACAUGAUCAAGUCCCAGUACCUCCCUUCCGUGUACCUCGCCACCCGGCUGCUCAUCAUGUAUGUGAAGUGCGACUCCUUGAACGACGCUCGCCACAUGCUCGAGGCAAUGCCUGAAAGGAACGUUGUCUCGUGGACCGCCAUGAUCUCAGGAUAUUCUCAGAAGGGUCACCGCGCUGAGGCCUUGGAGCUGUUUGUUAAGAUGAUGGAAGCCGGUCAAUUGCCAGAUGAAUACACUUUCGCUACGGUGCUCACUUCUUGUACUGGUCCUUUUGGGCCUAAACAUGGCAGGCAGAUUCAUUCCCUAGCACUCAAGACCAACUUUGACUCUCAUAUGUUUGUUGGGAGUUCAUUGCUUGACAUGUAUGCAAAGGCCAGCGAAAUCGAUGAUGCUCGGAGAGUCUUUGACAUGUUGCCUGACAGGGAUGUUGUUUCUUGUACUGCCAUUAUUUCUGGAUAUGCCCAGUUGGGUCUUGAUGCGGAAGCCUUGGAAGUGUUCAAAUUACUACAUAAAGAGGGAAUGGAAUGCAACUACGUUACCUUUUCCUGUCUUUUAAAUGCACUCUCUGGACUUGCUGCUUUGGAUUAUGGUCGACAAGUGCAUGGUUUGGUAAUCAGAUGUGAACUUCCAUUUUAUGUUGUCUUGCAAAACUCUCUGAUUGACAUGUAUUCCAAGUGUGGUAGCUUAAUAUAUUCAAGAAAAAUCUUUGACAACAUGCUUGAGAGAUCUGUGAUAAGUUGGAAUGCAAUGCUUGCAGGAUAUGGUAAGCAUGGUUUAGGGAGUGAGGUUGUUCGUCUCUUUAAGUCCAUGGUCCAAGAGGUGAGGCCUGAUGGUGUUUCUUUUUUGGCUGUCCUGUCUGGGUGCAGUCACGGUGGAUUGGUUGAUGAGGGUUUAGAUUUUUUUGACUUUAUGGUUAAUGGUCAAAGGAUGAAACCAGAUAUAGGGCACUAUGGAUGCGUCAUAGAUCUACUCGGACGUGCUGGGAGAAUAGAGAAGGCUUUGGACUUAAUGAAGUGCAUGCCCUUUGAACCAACCACAGCCAUGUGGGGUUCUCUUCUGGGUGCAUGUAGAGUUCAUGCUAAUGUUUCCAUCGGAGAAUUUGUUGCUCAAAAGCUUCUCGAUAUUGAGCCAGAAAAUUCAGGGAACUUUGUGAUACUCUCUAAUAUUUAUGCUGCUGCCGGAAGAUGGCAAGAUGUCGCCAGAGUCAGGGAAUUGAUGAAAGAGAGGACAGUGACAAAAGAACCAGGCAGAAGUUGGAUCAAUCUUGACAAAACCAUGCAUACUUUCUAUUCCAGUGAUCGGUCGCAUCCCCAGAGGGAACAGAUAAAUGCCAAGAUUAUGGAGCUAUAUGAAAGGAUCAAAGAAGCAGGUUAUGUUCCAGACCUUAGCUGUGUAUUGCAUGAUGUGGAUGAUGAGCAGAAGGAAAGCAUCCUGCUUGGACAUAGUGAGAAACUGGCAAUAGCUUUUGGGUUGAUGGGCAGUACCCCUUGCAAGUUGAUUCGUAUUACAAAGAACCUUCGGAUCUGUGUUGAUUGUCACAAUUUUGCCAAGUAUGUGUCAAAGGUAUAUGCAAGAUAUAUAUCUCUGAGGGAUAGCAACCGAUUCCACCUAAUUGUCAGAGGGACUUGUACCUGUAGAGACUACUGGUGAUUAAGCAAUUCUUCUACUUAUCUAUAUCAUUGGAACUAGCAUUGCCGAAUCUUCCUUUUCAGGAUUUAUAUCCUCUAUCGGAUGUUCUGCACGUUGGUUUACUGCUGAAGCCAUACAGAUAAGCAAAUGGAAUUCAUGUGGGCUCUGCCUCCUCGUUAUAAGUUAUCAUUGGCUUUACUGCCUCAUGUAUUCAUUGGGCUUCUGUCAAUUCAUAAUUAUAAGGAUGUGGUGAAGUAAACCAGAAUAUUAUUCUCAAAAGUGUUGAAUCCAUUUCUGUGAUUGAAUACAGAAAAAGAAAGUGGAUCUCCUUAGUUCAACCGGAAUGGGUCAAUUCAAUGAUACAACUUUAUUUUGGCAGGACAUGGAGAAGUAAACCAGAGUAUGGCAGGAUGGCUUUCUCUUUUUGUCUUGUUACUUCACACACAGUUGGUAUUUGGAAGCUGUGGCAAUCCGUGCUACGGUCACAGUAGCAGUUCUUCUCUAUUUCAUUCAGGCUCGGUUCUUCCACCGGAUGUUCUUCCUUUUGGCACAGGUAAUUUUGCUGUUCUUUUAGCUGACAACAGAUCCUAUUAGUUAGCGUGUGGCAGCUGAAGUUGGCAACAAAGCUUAGUAGACCUUAUGUUUAGUAAAGUACACGACGGUUCUUAGAGAUUGGGAAGCUGUGUAUGAUUUGAGGAUCCAAUUGAAGCCAAUAGAAUCACGUCUUCUCCAGCAGGAACUGCAUCAAAUCAGGGACUUGUGGGAAGCAAUGAAAAGCUAAAGCUACUCGUUAUGGACCAUCGACAAGCCAUCACAAAGCACUCGCCCCCUUCCAGGGGAAAAUGAGAGGCAACUACAGCAGCUGCAUAGCGGAGAAAAAACAAGAUACAUGCACACAUCUUGUCCACAUCUCAUUCGACAAUAGUGAGACCAACAAGAGUAACGAAACAUCAGUGAAAUUGCCACCAAGAGACCAUGUAUCUCGCUAACAAUUUCUGAUGAACUAUCUAUUACCUUGUGGAGUAUCAGCAAACCAAAAGAAUGUGUGUGUUCAAUACAAGGGGGCCACAUCUGCCAUUGACAAAUUACUGCACCAUGCAGCAGGAACAUGCACAACAAAGCAGAAAAGCAUUUCAGUAAAACUGCAAUACAGAACGAGUAAACAGAUGGUUCGAUAAUAUCCCGUCUUUCCUGGAAAACCACACUACCUCGUUGUCAAUGGAGGAUGACAAGCAGUGAGUGAUCUGCAUAUUAACAGAACAGGCAGUCUUAACUUGUUAUAAGAUGGAACAAAAGAUUGGGCAUUUCCAUGCACUAUCUGAUUAUUACUAGGAUCGAAAGACUUGUAACAUAAUAACCAUGAAACUAAGUCACAAACCUAACUAAAGCAUAACGUUGUACUCAUCCACCAUGCAAACCAGCACAAAUUAAAGAUUACACACCAGAUCCAACAUGCAAACCUUUUCCAAUCAACAAGAUAGAGGUUCUUGAGAGGCUGCAAGGAUGCCCCAUGCAUCAUUCCUCCAGCCAUAUAUAUAGGAUCAAAGGACACCAACAUCCAGCCAACUGACAGAAAAGGCAUGAUGAUAACGUGGAGAUCAUCGGAACAGAGUUCAUUAACCUUUAACCCAUAUCUCUAGAUCUUAUCAAGCUUUUCGGCCUUAAUGACAGGGUUUGCUUUGGCAAUUGCAUCCUGGGCCGCCUUUCGGUAGUCGAAUUGGCAGUCGUGCUUAUCCGAGUAGCGGUGCACAGCACAGAAAAGGUUCCCACACCGACAACUGAAACCAGUCAGACCAACGCGUUUCCUGCAGGUGCCACACCUGUUUGGACCCUCCUUCGCCUUUGCCUCUCCGGCCUCGUUUGAGGCUAAAGCAUCGGAUGACUGUGCUGAAAUCACUUUCGGCUCCAUGGAGCCAACAGCAACAACAGCAUUACCCGAAACGACGGGCUCUUUUCCACUGCCACUGCCAUUGCCAUUGCCAUUCACGAGGCUGUCGAUCGAGGAUGCCGCCAUCUUGGCCUGUUCCUGCUUGAGAAUCAUGUCCUUGUGGCACUUGGAGCACAAGUUCAUGGUUGCGGCACUUCCGAAGAAUCCACAGUUGUUGAUGCAAAGGAUUGGUCCUUCACGUG